Molecule: messenger RNA, 2052 nt
Organism: Brassica napus (rape)
Lineage: Eukaryota; Viridiplantae; Streptophyta; Magnoliopsida; Brassicales; Brassicaceae
Product: adenylate kinase 5, chloroplastic
Exons: 19
Coding region: 72-1844 (590 amino acids)
Biological process (GO): nucleoside triphosphate biosynthetic process
Cellular component (GO): cytoplasm
Molecular function (GO): ATP binding; nucleoside diphosphate kinase activity; AMP kinase activity
Source: RefSeq, a predicted model, not a curated record
AUGUGGUGGCCGUUAAAUGAAAGAUUUUGUAUUUGAUCAAAGGGAGGAAGAGAGAGAGAGAGGCUUUGACGAUGGCGUCUCUUUCUCUCUGCUCCGCUCACUUGUCUUCAACUCCGUCUCGCUCCUCUCUUCCCACUUCGUCGCUGCUUUCUCCUCCUCUGUCUCUUUUCCAAUCACCGAUCAUCCGUCGCAAUAGUAGUAUCUUCUUCACCGUCACCCCACGCCAAAUUCCUCAAUCAUUCCCAACAUGCACUUCUCUGGUAAAGUGUUGUGUAAAGGAGCCAUUGAAGGUGAUGAUUUCGGGUGCUCCAGCUUCAGGCAAAGGCACUCAAUGUGAGCUCAUCGUUCAAAAGUUUGGUUUGGUGCACAUAUCAACGGGGGAUCUCUUGAGGGCAGAGGUGUCAUCUGGGACAGAGAUUGGGAAGAAAGCAAAAGAGUUUAUGAACUCGGGUAGUUUGGUUCCCGAUGAGAUUGUUAUAGCGAUGGUGGCAGCAAGAUUAUCACGUGAAGAUGCUAAAAAGAAUGGAUGGCUUCUCGAUGGAUUUCCACGGACUUUUGCUCAGGCGCAAAGCCUGGACAAACUAAACGUCAAACCUGACAUUUUCCUCUUAUUAGAUGUUCCUGACGAAAUUCUAAUUGAGAGAUGUGUUGGUAGAAGGUUGGAUCCAGUGACUGGAAAAAUUUAUCAUAUUAAAAGUUACCCUCCCGAAUCAGACGAAGUUAAAGCAAGACUGGUUAUGCGCCCUGAUGAUACUGAAGAAAAGGUAAAAGCACGUCUGCAGAUAUACAAACAAAAUUCGGAAGCUAUUAUUUCCGCUUACUCAGAUGUUAUGAUCAAGAUUGAUGCAAACAGGGCAAGAGAAAUGGUUUUUGAGGAGACCCAGACUCUUCUGUCUCAGAUAAACCUAAAUAGAAUGAUAAAGACUGCGAUUCUAAUUAAUAAACAGGUCCUUGCAGAUAAAGCAUCUCCUGUUCAGGAUAACUGGAGAGGAAUACCGACAAGAUUGAAUAACAUUCCUCACUCGAGGGAUAUCAGAUCUUAUUUUUAUGAAGAUGUUCUGCAAGCCACAGUUAGGUCGAUCAAAGAUGGAAACACUCGUCUUCGGGUAGACAUAAAUAUCCCUGAGCUAAAUCCUGAAAUGGAUGUUUACCGGAUAGGAACCUUGAUGGAACUGGUGCGAACUCUUGCUUUAUCAUUCGCAGAUGAUGGAAAAAGAGUGAAGGUUUGUGUUCAGGGGUCAAUGGGGGAAGGUGCACUCGCUGGAAUGCCACUGCAGUUGGCGGGCACUCGAAAGAUUUUAGAAUAUAUGGACUGGGGUGAUGAUGAAACUUUGGGAACUUUCGUCAAGCUUGGCGCAAUUGGUGGUAAAGAAGUUGAUGAAGAAGACGACAUUUUCAUCUUAGUGGCUCCACAAAAUGCCGUUGGAAACUGUAUUAUAGAUGAUCUACAAGCGAUGACUACUGCUGCUGGUAAGAGGCCAGUUGUACUUAUCAAUCCUCGCCUCAAGGACUUACCCGCUUCAAGUGGCAUAAUGCAAACAAUGGGCAGGGAAAAAAGGCUGGAAUACGCCUUAACAUUUGACAACUGCUAUGUAUUUCGGCUACUUUAUUAUGCUGGAACACAAUACCCGAUUAUGGGCGCUCUAAGGAUGUCUUAUCCUUAUCGGUAUGAGCUUUACAAGAGGGUGACUGAGGAAAAUGGAAAAGAAAAGUAUGUAUUGAUAUCAACAUACUCGGAAAGGCCAACCCCUGACCAAAUCAACGAUGCCUUCUCUGGAAAAUCUCGGGAGGAAAGCAAGAAGCCUUCAGGAAUCUGGGGGUUCCUAGGCAGCGGAUUUUUCUAGAGGAGGGGAAGCUAAAUUUGUGUGAUACUACUUUUGGCCCAUUUUAUUAGGUCUCAAUGUUUUGAUGAUCUCAAUGUAGGCCACAUCAAAUAUUGUGAUUAUUAGUCUCACACAACCAAAGAGUAACCUAACUUUGGUUCACUAUGGCCGAGAACUUAGUCUACAAGUUUUCAGAACCUCCCCAGUUAUGCUGAUAAGUUUUCAUUUA